This is a messenger RNA of Haemonchus placei, 894 nucleotides long. Lineage: Eukaryota; Metazoa; Nematoda; Chromadorea; Rhabditida; Trichostrongylidae. The record is from the annotation of a GenBank genome assembly.
AUGGCAACGCUUAAGGACCUUGGUUAUGGAUUCAAUGGCAACGGUGAACUGAGGAAAAUAGAGGAUGGCUCCCGAUUCGUCUUCACUAAUCAAGAGGAUUACGUACGAAUUGGUGAUGCAAUGACGAAGGAACUAUAUGGAAUUCUGGAAAGACAAUGUGGCCUGGAAAAGAUUGAUAUACCAAUCAGAAUCGCUAAUGACCAUGGUGAUUCAGUGGAUUACAAAGGCUUCGUUUAUGUAUCGCCCGGUUUCCAAAGUAAAUCAACUGUCACACUGAUAAUUCACGGUAGUGGAGCAGUACGUCCUGGGCAAUGGUCAAGAAGACUGAUACUGAAUGAGAGUCUAGAAACAGGAUCGCAGAUUCCGUACAUUCAACGUGCUCUAAAGAAUGGUUGGGGUGUUGUUGUGUGCAGUACAAAUACAGAGGAACAGAUACAAAAUUAUGCCUGCCAACAUCUUUGUGCUGUAUAUGAGAAGCUGCUGAAGGAUUCACAAAUCGAAAGAUUUUUCGUCAUUGCCCACAGCCGAGGCGGCCCUGACUUUGCUAAUGCCUUCCUAAAUUUUCAACAAGACCGCCGGUUUGCUGUAGUAUGUCUGACAGACUCUGUAGACAUCCAAAUACCCCCUUCUGGUUUGACUGUGCCUCCGAGUGGCGGUCCUGUUUUUAUCAACUGGAAGGCUGACAGCAAUUUUCAACAGACGGCAUUAUCUGAUGGUGAAAUUCUCAAUUGGUACUCGCGAGUUCAUCACGUUUACGCCGGUACAACAGAACACGAAAGGUCUUCACAUGCGGCAAUCAAUAGCGUCUUUCACAUUCUAGAGAACUGGCAUGACGCCAACGAUCUACCAAAGUUACUUGCGGAAGCUUCCGGUCUCACGUCGGUAAGGAAGUAA